AUGUUUGUACCAAAAUCAACACUCACAUCAACAGCUUCACAGCGCAAUCCUCGAAGGCGUCAACGUGCAGGCUCCGAUGAGGUAGUGAAACCCCCAAAUGCGAAGAGACAGCGCUCUAUUUUGCGGAGUGAAAACGCAGAAAUAUCUUCGGAAAGCCAGGUGGACCAUCAUGUUCACCGUGAGGCCCCGGUACCUCCAAUGCCUCUUAUAUCCAGUGAGCAUAGUCUUGUGGAGACGGAUGCUUUAGUCGAGAAAGACAUCCCGAUAAGGACCAUUCAAAAACCUGAAAAGCAAGGAGGCGAACCUGAUGGAACAAUUGUUCUUUCAAAGACAGACUUCUACACGGUGUCGCAGCUUCCCACCUUACCGGACCAGAUUCGUGGUUUAAAGUCGGGCCAUUUGAGAUGUUUCUUCGGGGCUAGUCUUGGUUAUGCCUUGGCUCUAACGCAGUCUACUGCAUUUGUCUGGCCGUAUUCAAUUGCGGUUUCGUCGCCUUCCCCUGCUGAUGUUUUCUCACUUUCCAUACCUGAAGCAAGCAAGGAAUCCAAUAGACUAGCUCCUCUAGGGGUGCUUUUGUCCACUGCAACAACUGGGAUUCCUGGGUUGCUGAUUAUCAUGCCCAAUUCUGGAAAAAUCAUUUACUGGGAAACCAUUGCAAGCGCUGCAUCCGUAGGAUUACCAAGACAGAAGCAAACUGGGAUCCAGACAGAUAUAUCCAAUUUGCUAUAUGGUGAAUAUGCCACAGAUAUUAUCAACUGCGAACCGUCCGGAGUUAUGGUCACCUUUUCAACUGGGCGAGUUGCACAUAUAACUGUCAGGGAUCCCCAUGGAAGGCCUGCGGUAGCCGUUAACUUUCUGCGAAGCUCAUCAAAAAGCAGUCAGAUUAGUUUUUUAGGUGGUAUAAAGAAUGCCCUAGGUGGUGGUUUCUGGAGAAAGGACCUUGCUGCCGUUCGAGCAGGUGAAUCGCAUCAACGAGGACAACGAGAUGUCAUAAUUGCUACUUCAUCCGGUGUUGUCGAGAUUUGGGAUACACAUUGGAAUAACGGCAGUGUUCUGAAGAAACAAUUCGACAUCAAGGAUGCUCUAUACCCCUUUCUCGGGUUGGAGCAUAUUGAUGGCUGUGGGUUUAAGAUCUUGGACUUGGCACUCAAAACUGGCAGAGCCGAUACAGCAGAGCCACAUCUGGUAACACUUGUCAUAGCCCUACCUAGUGACACAACGACAAACAAGAUUGCGCUUGUGCAGCUUGCUUUAUCAAACGUUGUCCAUGUUAUAUCAUCCACCCCUAUUGACCUGUACAAUGUCUUUACAGGUCACCAGGAUUUUAAAUUGCAAUUGCUGGUUCCGGAGCCAGGUGAUACAGCAUUUAUCAUAGUAGGGCAGUCGAUUAUACUUUCAUCAUUAGCGCCAACGGAGGCUUCAUCGCUCAAUUUUCAUUCUUCGUCGAUUGACUCCAAUCGGCAGUCGCAAAACUUCUACGAUGUUAUUAACCUACGGUCAGGUGAAGGCUACGAAAUCUUAGGUGCUGGUUUGGAAAGCCAAAACGUGGAGAACUCGUCACCUGCAUGCUUGGCUAUGGUGCGAGAUUUUGGUAUUAUUCGCAUCACGGCCUUGCCUCGUCAAAAAAUUGGGCACAGUGUUGAAAGCAUCCAAAUCACGGCCAAGCAAAAAAUUGAGCAAGCUGUGUUUUAUGGGGCAAUUCUAGGGAAUCCUUUGAACUUGAAUAAUAGAAACUGCUUGGAUUUCUCGGUGGACGAAAUCGAACAGGCUGCAUUGGAAAUCUGCGGGGAGUUACUCCGUUCCGCCUCAAGAUACGUUCCCACGACAGCAAUUUCUGUGGAUCAGAACCUACGAUCACGAGCUAAGGCCCUUGAUGAUCUAGCAUGUCUGUUGAUGGAACAACAGAAGAAACUUAACCACCGAAUUUGGUGGGAGCUAUUGUGGAGCGCAGAAAAACUCGCAGCCCAGAGAGCCUUAUGGAAAAUAGAGGAUUGUUCUAGAAGAGGGAAAGUGACAGGAUCAACAUUUCUGGGUCAGGUCAUUGAGAUGAUGAGUGAGAAAUUCAAAACAAACGUCGGCCAACAAGACGAUGGGAAUGACCCAGUGCGAAACUGGCUCCUAUAUGACACAUAUCGAAUGGAACACAUCGUUCCAUGGAUAUUUAAUGCCAUAAAACCCCAGAAAGGACACUCCUCAAGGCAAGGAAGAAAGAUAUCAGAACAGGUACUAGAAGCCAGUGAGCUUUCUCUGGCGGUAUUGGAAACGGCCUUCCGAUACCGUGAUGAACAUGCUAGUCAGUAUGGUAUUGGUGAUGGGUAUCUAGAGGACGGAGUACUGAUUGCGGGGUACAAGGACCUCCCAGAAUUUUGGACAUCCAAGGGCAUCAGCUACCUGGAAACGGGUCACUUAUUGGACUUGGAACUCGACAGCUGCAGAUUGUGGGUUCAAAAAACCCUCCCAACCAGCGAACUACCCGAAAAUGAGGUUUUGAGGAAACUUGCAAGGAAUAGUGCAAGAAAACUACAGGUUCUGAGCAAAAUGCACAGCGAACGAAUUCGAUGGCUUAGUGCCCAAGAAGACCCAAAACUGACUGAUGAAAGCAUUGCCAUUGAACAAGCACAUGUGAGACAACGCAGAUGGCAAUUAUUUAAAUUAGCUGGGAUUGGGCAACUAGAAGACGCCAUCACCAUGGCCGAGAAAUUUCGGGAUAUGGGGGCUUUGGUAGAGCUUAUAAUUGAAUUGCAGGAUCAAACCAAUGGCGAAAAUCCCAACCAAAGUCUACUAGGAAGGGGCCCCAGUGUCGUGGACAUUGAGUCGGAACAACUCGGCAAGAAAAUCUCUUUUUACUUCGAGAAAUUCGGAGAGCCAUGGGCAGAUGCUUUUUUUUCGCGCCAAAUAUCAAUGGGUCAGUCCGGAAUAUUGUUCGCGAUGGGAAAAUUCCAACCCUAUAUCACUCAAUUUUUACACAAGUAUCCUGCCUAUUCUCGGCUGGGCUGGAUUAACGAUGUGGUUGGCGAGAACGAUUAUGACGCAGCUGCUCGCUCUUUGGAGAACCUAGCUAUCGAGCAUGAAUCAGAUAUAUGGAGUCAUCGUGUUGAAUUGUCUUUGGCGAAACUUGCGAAGUUGGCAACAUGGGAAGAAAGAACUCCCCCGAACAAUUCAUCUCUUCAUAAUGACAUUCGCCGCCUCGAAGAUCUUGUGGAAAUUGAUACUGUUCAAGAGGUCAUUCAUUCUUACAUCACACCAACUCUACAAGGCGCGAUUGAUCAGAAGGCCACCAUUGAUUUGGCAAUUGAACAUUUUGGACAGUCGCUUGCUGAGGAUAUGCCAUCACUCCACGAGAUACUAAGUGAAGCCUUGACUCGGGUCAUAACUAGACAGGUCGUUGGUGUCGAGCAACUAGUCGACAUAUUGACUUUGAUGGAUCCUAGUCACGAUCCAGAAUUCGAGAAUGAAUUUGUUGGGAAGGAAUUCUACCUGGCUUUGCGUGUUAUUCGACUUAGUCCCUAUGCUCAACGAGAUUCGUUAUAUCGCAUGGCUCUACAGAAGCUAGUAUGGAGAAGAUGUAUGAUAAAUGAUAAUUGGAUAUCUAGGGGAAAGGCCGUCCAAGAAACGGACGGUCAAUUUGAAUCGUUCCUCUAUGAUACCGCUCUUUCCCGCACUCUUACCUUAUGUCUACAACAUAGACAAACAGAGGACUCCAAUUAUCCCACCCUUUAUGUUCCAAAUUACCCUGGCGAUGUGGAACUCACAGAGUCGGAUUCCAAACUCCUUGUUUCUCGUUUCCCUCCAGAACAACGCAAUAGAAUUAGCCAUGAUCUUGACAGAGAGAAUCAAAUUUUGUCACAGCAUGUUGAAAAUGGGAAACUUGAAUUUUGGUUCAACAGUUUCCUUACAUCUGCUCAUAGUCUUCAAUCUACAGCAAAAGAUGCAGAUGCUAUCGAGCACACCACUAUUGGUGAGCAGCUUGGGGGACAAACACUUCAAUCAUCAAAGACAGUGGACUCGAAAUUACGCUUAAGCUGGCUCUAA
Molecule: messenger RNA, 4032 nt
Organism: Aspergillus tanneri
Lineage: Eukaryota; Fungi; Ascomycota; Eurotiomycetes; Eurotiales; Aspergillaceae
Product: putative nuclear pore complex subunit Nup133
Exons: 4
Coding region: 1-4032 (1343 amino acids)
Biological process (GO): protein import into nucleus; poly(A)+ mRNA export from nucleus; transcription-dependent tethering of RNA polymerase II gene DNA at nuclear periphery
Cellular component (GO): nuclear pore outer ring
Molecular function (GO): structural constituent of nuclear pore; protein binding
Source: RefSeq, a predicted model, not a curated record